AUGACAACUCCUAUUCAGCUCGGAUGGGCCUAUCGUGUUGAUGGCCCAAAGCUUUUAGCUUGGGUGUCUGCGUUUAAAAAGAUUCAGGAGCAGACACAAGCAUUCAAAAUAUGUUGUGAAAAAGCCCGUGAUCGCUCACUCUGCUUAGGCAAAUUCCCUUCUGAAAUCAUUGACGCUAUCCUAUCAACUGUGGAGUAUGAAACAUUCCUCUCAAGGUACUUGGAAUGCGCCCCCAGAAAUCCCUGGAAAACCUCAGACAGUGGUCUGCAAGAAUGGAACAAAUACUAUUCUUCUGAGUAUGACAACGCAAAUGAAGUUGCGGAGGAACAUUACCUCAACUCAGAGGAGGACCUGAACCUGGGUCCUGUGGAUGGUAUAACAGAUGAUGUUCGGGGCUUUUAUCAAGAUUAUAGGGAUGGACCAGGGUACCAGGCGAGAAUUUUUGGUUCCCUUGUGGAAUUUGAGCAAUGCCGCCAGAUCUUUACCCAGAUUUUUGGUCUCAAGCCAGUCUUCACUUGCAGUGGCAGCAUGUCAUACGGAUUCCAAUCCAUGUACGAUCUGCGUGGAUACCUAACGAUACCCUUGGGAAAGCCAAGUCAGAUGCAAGUGAAGUUUGACAUGUACAGUCCAGGAAUUGCUAUCCUUCUUUAUGACGGAGUCAUUGGACUCUCCCAAAUCCACCCUCUGUCGGAGAAGGCGAUUGCAAAAUUCACAAUGGCCCUGAACAGACUGGACAUUUCACGCCCUGGAGAGAAGCGACGAGAAUGGAAGCCGAGGAAUAAGGUUUGCAGGCCAGCUUCGCCAGUAUUCGAUUCCGAAAUAGACUCGAGGACUCAAUUAGAUACGAGCAGUCAGCCAGAUCAGCCGCUGGCAGAGCAAGACAAUCACCGUGACGGGAGCGAUGCGUUCACAGAUGGCCCGACGCUGAUGAUACUCGCUUGCGACCUGUUCCAAAACCACAACUGA
Bacidia gigantensis is the source of this 966-nucleotide messenger RNA. RefSeq lists its product as uncharacterized. The record is from RefSeq and is a predicted model, not a curated record. NCBI's taxonomy places the organism in Eukaryota, Fungi, Ascomycota, Lecanoromycetes, Lecanorales, Ramalinaceae. The transcript has 2 exons. Bases 1 to 966 code for a protein of 321 amino acids.